Molecule: messenger RNA, 2164 nt
Organism: Sorghum bicolor (sorghum)
Lineage: Eukaryota; Viridiplantae; Streptophyta; Magnoliopsida; Poales; Poaceae
Product: calcium-dependent protein kinase 27
Exons: 6
Coding region: 184-2034 (616 amino acids)
Biological process (GO): intracellular signal transduction; protein autophosphorylation; peptidyl-serine phosphorylation
Cellular component (GO): cytoplasm; nucleus
Molecular function (GO): calcium/calmodulin-dependent protein kinase activity; calcium-dependent protein serine/threonine kinase activity; ATP binding
Source: RefSeq, a predicted model, not a curated record
CCCUUCCACCCAAACCUCGACCACCAUUUCCCAUCCUUCCACCUCCGACUGCCUCCCGGCGGAACGUGGUGCGUUCCGCCGUCGCCGCCGCAUUGCCAUGCCCCUACAGACUCGGGAGGGGAGGAGGAGGAGGCGGAGGAAACACGAGUGCACGAGGGUGUGAUCGCCGCCGCGGCCUGCCCGAUGGGCAACGUCUGCGUCGGGUCCCGAUUCUCCAAGAACGGCGGCUUCUUCGGCAACUUCUCCCUGUGGCCCUCCCGCUCCCGCAGCUCCGGCAGCACCCCCUCCAACCCCACCACCACCUCCCGCUCCGUCCCCGUCGUCCAGGUCCAGCCCAGCGAAUCCGACGCCAAGCCGGAGCCAGCACAGAUCACAGAGCCCCCGGCUCCCAUUGUCAUCUCCGAGCAGGCACCGCUUCCUCAGCCGGAGCCGAAGCCGAAGCCAAGCGAACCCGACCCGUCACCACCGCCGCCGGCGCCGGCGUCGCAACAGCCCGCGCAACCGCAGCAGCAGCAGCAGCAGGCGCCGCCGCGGCAGCAGUCCCGGAAGAAAGCUGCGCACAUCAAGCGCAUCUCCAGCGCGGGGCUCCAGGUGGAGUCGGUGCUCCGGCGCAAGACCGACAACCUCAAGGACAAGUACAGCCUGGGGCGGAAGCUCGGGCAGGGGCAGUUCGGCACCACGUACCUGUGCGUGGACAAGGCGACGGGGCUGGAGUACGCGUGCAAGUCCAUCGCCAAGCGGAAGCUGGUCACCGACGAGGACGUGGAGGACGUCCGGCGCGAGAUCCAGAUCAUGCACCACCUCGCGGGCCACCCAAACAUCAUCGGCAUCCGCGGCGCGUUCGAGGACGCCGUCGCCGUGCACGUGGUCAUGGAGCUCUGCGCCGGCGGGGAGCUGUUCGACCGCAUCGUGCGGAGGGGCCACUACACGGAGCGGCAGGCCGGCGAGCUGGCCCGCGUCAUCGUCGCCGUCGUGGAGUCGUGCCACUCGCUCGGCGUCAUGCACCGGGACCUCAAGCCGGAGAACUUCCUCUUCGUCGGCAACGACGAGGAAUCGCCGCUCAAGACCAUCGACUUCGGCCUCUCCAUGUUCUUCCGGCCAGGCGAGGAGUUCACGGACGUCGUCGGGAGCCCCUACUACGUGGCGCCGGAGGUGCUGAAGAAGCGGUACGGGCAGGAGGCCGACGUGUGGAGCGCCGGCGUGAUCAUCUACAUCCUGCUCUGCGGCGUGCCGCCGUUCUGGGCGGAGACGGAGCAGGGCAUCUUCGAGCAGGUGCUGCACGGCUCGCUGGACUUCGAGUCCGACCCCUGGCCCAGCGUGUCGGAGAACGCCAAGGACCUGCUUCGGAAGGUGCUCGUCAGGGACCCCAAGAAGCGCCUCACCGCGCACCAAGUCCUCUGCCACCCAUGGCUGCAGACGAUCGCCUCUGCGCCUGAUAAGCCGCUGGACUCGGCGGUGCUGUCCCGGCUGAAGCAGUUCUCCGCGAUGAACAAGCUGAAGAAGAUGGCGCUGAGGGUGAUUGCGGAGAACCUGUCGGAGGAGGAGAUCGCGGGGCUCAAGGAGAUGUUCAAGAUGAUGGACACCGACAACAGCGGGCAGAUCAAUUUCGAGGAGCUCAAGGCCGGACUUCAGAGGGUCGGCGCUAACAUGAAGGAGCCCGAGAUAUAUCAGCUUAUGCAGGCUGCUGAUAUCGACAACAGUGGCACCAUAGAUUAUGGAGAGUUCAUAGCUGCAACACUGCAUCUCAACAAAGUUGAAAGGGAAGACCAUCUAUUUGCUGCCUUCCAAUACUUUGACAAAGAUGGCAGUGGAUACAUCACAGCUGAUGAGCUGCAGCAAGCCUGUGACGAGUUUGGCAUAGAAGAUGUCCGACUCGAAGACAUGAUUGGCGAAGUGGAUCAAGACAAUGAUGGGCGCAUAGAUUACAAUGAGUUUGUCGAAAUGAUGCAAAAGUCAACAACCGGAUUUGGCAAGAAAGGUCAUCAGUACAACCUUAGCAUUGGUUUUAGGGAUGCCUUGAAGGCAAAUAGCUGACAAUGUUGUAGUGUUGCAUUGUACAUUUGUGUACCCAUCAUACUAUGUGAAAUGGUGUUGUGCAUACAUGUUGUAAUUGUAAAGGAAACUCGGGUUCUGAUUAAAUCAUAGGAGCUUUUGCUAACUGCAA